Oldenlandia corymbosa var. corymbosa is the source of this 1014-nucleotide messenger RNA. NCBI's taxonomy places the organism in Eukaryota, Viridiplantae, Streptophyta, Magnoliopsida, Gentianales, Rubiaceae. The record is from the annotation of a GenBank genome assembly.
CCGCCCCCGCCUUGUUUCUCUAUGGUUCCCGCUCUAUCGUCGUCUCAAUCACUCCCCAAUUUUCUCCAAAUUUGUUGUGUUCAUCAUCUCAAUCUUUGUAUAUAUAUAGAUACAUCUCUCCAUGUUUUCCCCUUACAGCAUCUUCCUCUCCUUUAGGAGAAACCUUGAUCACAUACGGGCAUCAUAAAAAAUUUCGGCUUAACGAGUUACGACGGAAGGCACGACUCUGUCACAGGGUUGUUUAGGGGCCUUAGAUGGAACCUUAAUCCGAGUGACACCUCCAUCAGAUGAAAAACUAUGAUAUCGCACCAGAAAAGCCAAUAUUGUGACAAAUGUGUUAGGCGUGUGUUGUCCAAAUAUGCAGUUUAUAUAUGUUUUGCCUGGUUGGGAGGGUUCAACACAUGACGGUCGUGUACUUCGAGAUUCUAUUGGUAGGCCUGAUGGUCUUAGAGUAACUCGAGGUUGUUAUUAUUUGGUCGAUUCUGGAUAUUGUAAUGCCGAGGGAUUUCUAUCUCCAUUCCGAGGCCAGCGAUAUCAUCUUAACGAGUUUCAGGGGCAUCGGCCAAGGACAGCUCAAGAAUAUUUUAACAUGAAACAUUCUAAGGCUAGAAAUGUGAUUGAGAGAUGUUUUGGGUUGCUAAAAGGGCGACGGAAAAUAUUAGCCUCCCCAUCUUUUUUCCCCAUUGAAACUCAAGUGUGUAUCCUUUUGGCAAGUUGUCUUCUCCAUAAUUGAUAAGGAGGCACAUGAGUUUUGAUCCACAAGAACUAGAACCAGUUGACGAAGAUGAACUUCAAGAUGAUGACCCCCUCGAGAAUGAAGACUAUGUGAUAUUGAUUAACCCAUCACAAGAAUGGCUCAAUUUUAGAAAUAAUUUAGCCAAUGAAAUGUUUAAUAGUUGGAGAGGCAGACAUAAUCCUUGAAUGCGUGCUUUUAGUUGGAGAUGAUUUAUUAUGUUAUUGUUUUUCUUAAAUAUUUACAAGUAUUUGAUUGAUUUUUUGAACAGUGAUUUAAUU